Messenger RNA from Mycetomoellerius zeteki, 6814 nucleotides. RefSeq names its product Protein tyrosine phosphatase 10D (gene Ptp10D). Gene Ontology annotation, molecular function: protein binding; protein tyrosine phosphatase activity. Gene Ontology annotation, biological process: protein dephosphorylation. The transcript is spliced from 19 exons. The record is from RefSeq and is a predicted model, not a curated record. NCBI's taxonomy places the organism in Eukaryota, Metazoa, Arthropoda, Insecta, Hymenoptera, Formicidae. The coding region runs from base 13 to 4734 and encodes 1573 amino acids.
UAUUCAUCCAGAAUGACGGACUGUAAAAUCUUCUGUCCAGAACCGGUAUCCAAAUUCAGCAGUAUCUUUCUGCUGCUGCUGAUUCUUUUAGCCGAGGUUACGUACUCGGCUGAUCUCGCGAUCGAGAUACCAGGCAAUCUGAGCCAGGGUGGUUCCUGGUACCGUUUGGAUUACAGCCCACCCGUUGGUUCUCCACCGCCGAACACCACCAUAGCCGCCACUGACAUCGGUGAUGUCAUAAAGUUCAGGGACGGCCUGCCUGGGACGAGAUACGAGUACUGGCUGUACUACAGCAACAGCACUCUUCACGAUUGGCUGACGUGGACUGCGUCAAUUACGACACCACCCGAUCCUCCAUCAAACUUGACGGUAUCGGUACGAAAUGGAAAGACCGCGAUCGUAUAUUGGUCGCCUCCGGCCCAGGGGAAUUAUUCCGGUUUCCGGUUGCGGACGCAGAGCUUCAGCGAUACCGGAAAUCCCAAGACCACCGUCAUCCCUGUCGAUUCGGUGCCCUACACACUACGUGAUCUCACGCCUGGUGCCACAUAUUCGCUUCAACUCUUCACCGUAUUGGACGCUAAAGAAAGCGUCGCUUAUACCAGCAGGAAAAAUACCUUGAGAAAGCCAAACAUCCCGGGAAAGUUCAUCGUCUGGUUCAGAAACGAGACAACGCUGCUGGUGCUAUGGCAACCGCCUUAUCCGGCCGGAAUAUACACACACUACAAAAUUAGCAUAGACCCAUCUGAUGCGAUAGAAUCUGUUCUCUAUGUAGAGAAGGAAGGCGAACCACCUGGUCCUGCACAGGCAGCUUUCAAAGGACUUGUUCCAGGUAGAGCGUAUAACAUUUCCGUGCAGACGGUUUCCGAAGAUGAAACAUCCGCGCCUACUACGGCCCAGUAUCGUACAGUACCACUGCGUCCCCUCAACGUGACCUUCGACAAAUCCUCUGUAACAUCGACUUCCUUUCGCAUGUUUUGGAACCCUCCGAAUGGAACAUCCGAGUUUGACAAGUAUCAAAUAUCGCUCGGUAGUAACCGGAGGCUCACGCCAGUCACGCGAAAUCGAGACGAUGAGAACAGAUGGGAGUUCAAGGACUUGGAACCUGGCAAAACAUAUCAAGUGGUAGUAAAAACAGUUUCUGGCAAAGUCACCAGUUGGCCGGCUAGUGGAGAUGUCACUCUAAAACCAUUACCUGUUCACGAUCUCAGAGCGGUGAUUGAUGAAAAAACCGGUAUGGUAGAAGUCUCCUGGAGUCCGGAAAAUUCCAGUACACAAGAUAGUUAUAAGCUACAGUAUCAUGAAGUGGAAACAACGAUUGGUGGUGAUAGUAAUACUUUAACGACUGAUAAAACAAAGGUUACGCUGGAAGCUCUGCUGCCUGGAAGAAAUUAUUCCAUAAUAGUUCAAGCGAUUAGCAAUAAAGUCGAGUCAAACGAAACCGUCCUAUACCAAGCGACACGUCCUGCUAGUCCUGUAAUUGAAGAUCUGAAACCUAUUGAAAAAGGUUUAAAUAUUUCCUGGAAAAGUGACGUCAAUUCUAAACAAGAGAAAUUCGAAGUGACCCACAACAGAAAUGACACUGGUGAAAGUGCAACUACUCUGACUACGGAAUCGCAUAUUGUCUUGGAAGACCUUUACCCUGGUGCAGCAUAUGAAGUUAAAGUCUUUGCCAUUAGUCAUGGACUUCGAAGCGAACCGCACGACUACUUGCAAGCCGUUCUGCCUCAUCCACCGAAGAAUCUCAGUAUCGAAAAAGUCACGAGCAAUACCGUUGUUGUGCAUUGGGAAGCGCCGACAGACUCAAUAUUUACCGAAUACUCCAUCAGAUAUCGUACAGAAGACGAUCCCAGAUGGGUCAAACUUCCUAGUGUUCGUGACACGGAAGCAGAAGUGGCAGAUAUGACACCCGGUGAGAGAUAUACCAUACAAGUGAACACCGUCAGUUACGGUGUUGAAAGCUUGUAUCCGUUACAAGUGAAUCACACAGUCAGGCCUAAUCCAGUUCUAAAUAUCACUCCUAUUAUCGACUCCACUAAUGUAACUCUUGAAUGGCCGCGAUCUGAGGGUCGCAUCGAAACCUACGUUAUAAAAUGGUGGCCAGUAGAGAACCCAGAGGACUCCAGGACGAAGAACGUCAGUGAGACUAACGAUGUACCCGAUAUCAGUUUCGAAGAAAACACUGUGCAAACCGAGAAGAUCUUGGUGAGCGACCUGAUGCCUGGAGUACAGUACUUCUUCGUCGUCUAUACAAUCUCGUAUGAUCUAGUCAGCGACAUCACCAAUUUAACCACAAGAACGAUGCCACUGAUCCAGUCCGAGGUCGUCGUAGUAGUCGACCGAGAUCAACCAGGGUCAUUGACAUUAAGAUAUACACCGACGCCGAUUCAAUCCUCGAGGUUUGAUCUCUACCGAUUCAGGAUUAGCGAUGAGCAUAACACCACGAAGGAGCGUAUGGUGGAUGACGUUGAUACCAAAGUUUCAUUUGUUGGAUUAACACCUGGCAAAUUAUAUAACGUGACUGUUUGGACAGUAAGCGAUAAUGUGGAGAGCAGACCUCUCCUCCGGCAAGACCGACUCUAUCCUGAACCGAUCACUGCGAUCCACGCGAUCGACAUAAAUGAUACGAGGAUCACUUUGACCUGGGACAUCCCGCAUGGAGAGUAUGAUACUUUUGAAGUACAAUAUAUAAAUACGGAAGGGAACUACAUCCAAAAUAUAACCUCGGUCAACGUGAUCACCAUCUUUGAUCUGAAGCCGCAUAGAAAUUAUACAUUCACAUUGGUUGUACGUUCGGGUACAGAAUCCUCUUACUUGAGAGUCUCGAAUCCACUCAGCGCCAGCUUUACCACCAGCGAAUCAUAUCCAGGAAAGGUGGAGAAGUUUCAUCCUAUCGACAUUCAACCAAGCGACAUCAGCUUCGUAUGGUCUCUGCCGAGCCAAGAGCAAAAUGGCAUCAUUACAAAAUUUAGCAUCACUUAUGGUUUAGAAGGCUCGACUCAUACCCAGAUGCAGGACUUCAGGCCAACCGAGUUCCGUGGUGUCAUCAAAUCCCUCAUACCGGGCAAGACUUAUAUUUUCCGGAUUCAAGCGGAGACAAAGAUCGGUUUUGGUCCUGAGACGGUCUGGAAGCAGAAGAUGCCGAUAUUGGCACCGCCGAAGCCGUCCACGCAAGUGGUACCGACCGAGGUCUGUAAAAGUAGCACGACAAUUCAAAUCAGGUUUAGGAAAAACUACUUCAGCGAACAGAACGGAGCGGUCAUGUCGUACAGCAUCAUUGUUGCCGAAGAUGACAGCAAGAAUGCUUCCGGACUAGAGAUGCCCAGUUGGAGGGACGUCCAGGCUUAUAGCAUUUGGCCACCUUAUCAGGUAAUGGAGCCAUAUUAUCCAUUCAAAAAUGGGUCUGUGGAAGACUUCACGAUCGGCUCCGAGAACUGCGACAACAAAAUUGGAUAUUGUAAUGGACCAUUGAAAUCAGGAUCUACUUAUCGGGUGAAAGUACGUGCAUUUACAGCACCAGAUAAAUUUACGGACACCAGCUACAGCUUCCCUAUUCAAACAGAUAAGGACAACACGGCCAUCAUAGUCGGUGUCACCGUCGCCAUAGCAUUGCUGCUAUUUCUAUUGGGUAUCGGGCUGUUUAUGCGAAGGAGAAGAAGUCAGGGUCGCAAGACAACAGAAACCAGGGCAACCGAUAAUUUAUCAUUGCCGGACAGCGUCAUUGAGACUAGCAGGCCCAUCAAAGUCGAAGAUUUUGCCGAGCAUUAUCGCACAAUGUCAGCGGAUUCUGAUUUCCGGUUUUCGGAAGAGUUUGAAGAAUUGAAGCACGUCGGAAGAGACCAACCAUGCACUGCGGCGGAUUUGCCUUGUAAUAGACCGAAGAAUCGUUUCACAAAUAUUCUUCCAUACGAUCAUAGUAGAUUUAAACUUCAACCUGUCGAUGAUGAGGAGGGCUCCGAUUACAUCAACGCCAAUUAUGUUCCGGGUCAUAAUUCGCCACGAGAGUUUAUUGUGACUCAAGGACCGUUACAUUCGACUCGCGAUGAUUUCUGGCGAAUGGUAUGGGAAAGUAACAGUAGAGCGAUCGUUAUGUUAACGAGAUGUAUCGAAAAGGGCAGAGAAAAGUGUGAUCAUUACUGGCCGAUGGAUACUUUGCCGGUUUAUUAUGGAGAUAUCUGCGUCACGAUACUCAACGAGACACAUUAUCCGGAUUGGAGUAUCACAGAAUUUAUGUUGUGUAGAGGUGAUGUGAAGAGAGUGAUACAACAUUUCCAUUUUACUACUUGGCCGGAUUUCGGCGUUCCCAGUCCACCGCAAACUUUAGCGAGGUUCGUGCGAGCGUUUAGGGAACGAGUCAGGCCCGAUCAGAGGCCCAUAGUCGUUCAUUGCAGCGCUGGCGUAGGUCGUAGUGGUACUUUCAUCACUUUAGACAGAAUACUGCAACAAAUUCUCGUAUCGAAGUACGUCGAUAUCUUCGGGAUCGUUUGGGUGAUGAGAAAAGAGCGGGUCUGGAUGGUACAGACAGAACAGCAAUAUAUCUGUAUCCAUCAAUGUCUUUUGGCCGUUCUGGAAGGACAAGACACUACUGGACCACCACGAGAGAUUCAUGACAAUCAGGGAUUCGAAGUAACUCACACCCUUCCUUUCUGCAAUCUUUUGCGACCUUUGUAUUCAGGCAAGAAUCGAAGUUCGGUCGAAAGCACUAAGAGUCCUGCCGAGGAUGAGAAGGAGAGGUGACCUUCGAACAGCGAUUCCUGCAUCGAGGAUGACGAAGGAAUAGCUGAAUCAGGGAUGUGAUGGUUCGAUUGCUGGUUAGGAGCAACGAUCAAUAGCAACAAACACGAAUCUCGUUUUCCAAAGGUACUUGAAUCCCCAAAAUUUUUCAAGUUUCCAUGGAAAAGAAAAACAUAAAAGCAAAGAAAUGACAGUCUAAAUCGAAUAAAGGCAAAAGCAAACAGCGCAAGAAUAAUUAUUUAGAAGUUAGUUAGAUCGCGUGCGAGGAGAUAAUUAGUUAAAAAAAAAUCUCUAAAAAGAAUUUUAUAUUAAGCAAUGGCUGAGCACGUGUUUUUAUUUCCGUAUCAGUUACAUAUCGAAGUUAAGCGUGUUCAAUCCGUGAUACGAGUAGAAUAAUUUCACGACUAAGAUAAUUAUAUCAGAAAAAUAUAAAAAGAAUGUGCCGUAAAGGACAAUAUCAAAGGGGAUGCAAAAAGACAAUGUCAAACCGAAUAUGCUGCCAAGUGUGGGAUUACGAAUCAAAUGCGUGCGCAAUGUUUUAUACGCGUUGUGCUACGGUCGGAGAGAUUAUGUCUUUAUUAAUAUAUAACUCAUGUAUACAUAUCUUAUAUAAGUAGCAGGAAAACUGAUAAGGCGCGCAAUGUUGAUAGAUGUAGAUCGUAUAUUAUAACGAGUGCAAAGAUGCAUAUUCCACUGGUUGUGUCACGAUGAGGCCUCGAACCACAUCGCAUCCGCAAUGAGUCUAUUGAACGUCUUUGUUAAGUCGCAAUAUGUAAGACAGUAUUUUAGAUCGAUUGGAUCGUGCAGACAUUGCGAAAUGGUAUCUUGGUUCAUCCCGAUGCAAAUAUUCUUCUGAGAUUACCACCAAUAACACUUUGUUCAUAUUUCGCGUCCUAUUCAAACGGACGCACAAAAGGUUAUCUUACGUUGUCUUAUUAUCUUUUGCAGAAUAAACGUAGUAUGGUUAGAUAAAAUUUAAAAGCGAUCCGUUGCAAAAGCGAGAUGCAAAACACUCGACAAUCAUGCUGAUUGAGUUAUCGAAAUAGCAAACCGUCCGUUUAAGAGCCAUGUAAGAGACGCGUGCUAGAUGAUGGUUUAAUAAGUAGUAAUGUUAAUAUUAAAACGAAUUAUCUAGGGGAAAGAAUUGGAAGGACGAGCGGGUGUGGGUGUGCGGAGCUUUUAAUCGAUCCUUCUUUUUGAGAUGAGCGAAACGAUAUCAGUGGGAACAAGAAACUCGCAUUUUCGUAGAAGCCAUAUCAUUUUUUGAAGGAGUCAGAGUACAUGUGUAUAUGUCCGUAUGCGUGUAGAUGUAUGCGCGUGUAUGUAAGUAAUCAAUCGAUAAUCGCGAUUGAAGCUAUGUAUUAUCUCCUCUUAUCAUCGCGAAUCGUGAUCGCCGUUAAAAAGCAAUAGAACUUCACAAAUAAAAUGCAUUCAUUUAUGCAGCGGUUAGCGCUUAGAAGUAUUACUUUAUCUUUGUUGUUCACCGAGUGUUAAACAAGGAUUAAAUGAUACUCUCUGCGCUGCAUAAAUGAAUACACCUAUAUGUAUAAAUAACCGUCACAUCGCGAUAAUCUCCAGUUCCCGCUAGCUUCAAAUAGAUAGGCCUUAAUUUUGCAAUUCGUAGUUGAUCCUCAACGGUGACCGUUCGCAGGAUAUAUAAAAGAAUCGAAUGAUCAUUUCUAGUAUUCAAUGUCGCUUUUGCGGCGAUAUACAAAUACAUGUACUUAAUUUUGUAUUCUCGUUAAAAGCGUAGUAAAACAUAAUUGAUUGCACAAUGUAAGUGAACUUACAAUUAGUUUGAUAAUCAGGGUUGCUGAAUUUUCUCUGUCAGAUUCUUCAAAAGGAUGAAAUUUACAGAAAAAAAGGAGAAAGAAUUUCGUGUUCAUCGAUGCUGUAUUUUUGGAUAAGCAUUUUUACACCGGUCACAUUGUGAACCGUAAAUCUAUAAACGAUUGCAAGGGCUGUUAAAAAUUACAUUUUACAAUAAGCGCUACCUAGAGUUUAUAUUAAUCCGCUACUCGCUUAUGAGCGUCAAUGAAAUAUAACCACAGACUUCUUCUUCUUCUUCUUAUUUUAUGGAAGU